AUGUCGCUACAGAAGCCAGUUACAGCUUCCACUCAGCUCCUCUGUGGCUUUCUGACCCUACCUCAACGACGAGCCUCAGACGAUGUGGGCUCUGGCUCACCUAACGUCGAAAGAAGUUCCUAUCCUCGCGAUCAGAUCCACAUCUCUGCUGCUUUCAGCAGCACGCCAAUCUUUGUGUUCUGGGAGCUUCCUUCACACCCUACUCACACCCCUGCCGUACUCCUUGAUCGUCUCUUUGCUCCGAGAACCCAGUAA
Colletotrichum lupini is the source of this 255-nucleotide messenger RNA. RefSeq lists its product as uncharacterized. NCBI's taxonomy places the organism in Eukaryota, Fungi, Ascomycota, Sordariomycetes, Glomerellales, Glomerellaceae. The coding region runs from base 1 to 255 and encodes 84 amino acids. The record is from RefSeq and is a predicted model, not a curated record. The transcript is spliced from 3 exons.